This is a messenger RNA of Eutrema salsugineum, 1449 nucleotides long. RefSeq names its product glutathionyl-hydroquinone reductase YqjG. Gene Ontology annotation, molecular function: glutathione transferase activity. Gene Ontology annotation, cellular component: cytoplasm. The record is from RefSeq and is a predicted model, not a curated record. NCBI's taxonomy places the organism in Eukaryota, Viridiplantae, Streptophyta, Magnoliopsida, Brassicales, Brassicaceae. Bases 61 to 1281 code for a protein of 406 amino acids. The transcript has 3 exons.
UUAGAUCGUUCAUUCAUCUCUCUUCUCUCGCCGAGUAAAGAGAGCAAGGAAAGCUCAGCCAUGGCCGUUUACAGAGCACCACCGCAAUUGAGCUUCCCGUCUUUCACAACCACGACCACCUCCUUCUCACCACGCCACGUCAGCCCUAUAAUGUCGAACCAAUCACCAAAAUCAAGCACGAGCACCAGCAUCUUCACCUCCGCCACAAAGCUACUCUGGGGCCCAUCUCUUCCUCCGGGUCUACUCAUCUCCACCGCUCGAACAGCCUGGACCACCGUAUGGCAACUCAUGAUGACCCAGCUCGCUCCAUCAGACUCAUCCGGGUCAUACACCCGACCCACUUCCCAAUUCCGCCUAAACCCGACCCAAUUCUCUUCCGCCGCUUCCUCGGAGCUACAUCUCUACGUCGGUCUUCCUUGCCCAUGGGCUCACCGAACCCUAAUCGUACGCGCUCUCAAGGGUUUAAACGACGCCGUUUCCGUCUCGGUCGCGUCUCCGGGUCAAGACGGAUCGUGGGAAUUCAAGGAUUAUAACAGUAUCCCAAUACAGGAUAAGGAUAAAGUUAUCCCGAGUUUGGAUAAGGCAAACCGGUGCCGGAAUCUGAAGGAAGUGUAUAAAUCGAGAACCGGUGGUUACGACGGGAGGUGUACGGUUCCGAUGCUUUGGGAUUCGAGGAAGAAGGAAGUUAUCUGCAACGAAAGCUACGAUAUUAUCGUCUUCUUCAAUUCGGGUCUAAACGAAUUUGCUCGAAACCCUGAGUUGGAUCUCUCUCCACCAGAAUUGAAAGAGAAGAUCGAGAAUUGGAAUCGGAUUGUGUACCCUAAAGUUAACAAUGGCGUUUACAGGUGUGGAUUUGCGCAGAGCCAAGAAGCGUAUGAUCAAGCAGUGAAUGAAAUCUUCAGUACUUUAGAUGAGAUUGAAGAAAACUUGAGUGGUAGUAGAUACUUGUGUGGAGAGAAGCUAACUUUGGCCGAUGUGUGUCUGUUCACAACUCUGUUUCGUUUCGAUCCUGUUUACAACAUUUUGUUCAAAUGCACCAAGAAGAAGCUCGUCGAGUACCCAAAUCUUUAUGGCUAUUUGCGCGACAUUUACCAGAUUCCUGGUGUUGCGGCUACUUGUGAUCUCCCCGCUAUAAUGGAUGGUUAUUAUAAAACGCUGUUUCCGCUAAACGCAAGUGGAAUUGGACCGGCUAUUUCCUCGUCUGGCGAUCAAGAUUCUCUCUUGAGACCACAUAACAGAGACUUGGUGGGUAAAGUCGUUGAAGCAGAGUAUGCGGUUUAAGCGGAGAAAACUGUACAUAGCUCAAAAUGAUAGGAUGAUGCUGUAGCAGUCAAAGUAUAUCAUAUUACAUUGUAAUAAGGGUAUAUAAGCUCUGUUUAUAUUCUGAUCUUUGGUUCAUCUUUCCCUGUAAAACCAUAUAAAUAUACAAAGAAGAGAAACCUUCGACAA